Molecule: messenger RNA, 3374 nt
Organism: Dacryopinax primogenitus
Lineage: Eukaryota; Fungi; Basidiomycota; Dacrymycetes; Dacrymycetales; Dacrymycetaceae
Exons: 6
Coding region: 215-3256 (1013 amino acids)
Biological process (GO): protein N-linked glycosylation; oligosaccharide metabolic process
Cellular component (GO): endoplasmic reticulum membrane
Molecular function (GO): Glc3Man9GlcNAc2 oligosaccharide glucosidase activity
Source: RefSeq, a predicted model, not a curated record
GCCGAGCACAAAAAGCCCGCAUACGGGUGGUAGUCGUGCAUCGGCCAAAGAGAAAGGGAAGGAGAAGAUCCAGGUAGAGGUCCCGCACACCAAUGGAAACGGGAACGGGGGGCAUCCCUUACACUCACCCCGUUUCCUGAACGGCAAGAGGGAGGGAGAUAGCGCAGGAGAGGAGAAGGAGUACACGAGUACACGCGACAGAUACCGCCUUAAGAUGGGUAUCGAGUACAAAAGUGUAGAACACGCACGGCUGCAGGAAGAUGAGGCGCACGAGUUCUACUGGAAGCGGUGGGGCCCCUAUCUCUCGGAGAGACAAUGGGCAACAGUCCGUGAGGAUUACUCCGCCGAUGGUAAUGCAUGGGCUGCCUUUCCCCACGCUCAUGCACGCUCUCGUGCUUAUCGCUGGGGAGAAGAUGGUCUUGCCGGACUGUCCGACAACCAUCUACGGUUAUGCUUCUCUCUGGCCCUCUGGAACGGUGUCGAUCCCAUUCUCAAGGAGCGGUUGUUUGGCGUCACUGGCCAUCAGGGAAACCACGGCGAGGAUGUCAAGGAGAUGUACUGGUAUCUCGACAGCACGCCAACACACUCGUACAUGAAGUUCUUGUACAAGUAUCCACAGAAGCCGUUCCCGUAUGAGGAACUGGUCAGCGAGAAUCAGAAACGGAGUAGGGAUGAGCCAGAAUACGAGAUUAUGCACACUGGUAUAUGGAACGAGGACCGGUAUUGGGAUGUGUUCGUGGAGUACGCAAAAGAUGACGAUGAGCCGAACGCGACAUCCAUUCGUAUAACCGCAUACAAUCGCGGUCCGGAUCCCGCGACUCUGCAUAUUAUCCCGCAGUUGUUCUUCCCAAACUCAUGGUCAUGGUCCAACCCACCCGUCACUGGCCCUGCGAAGCCAAUGAUGCAUGCGUCCAAGACGCAACCCUAUACGAUCACCGCAAACCAUCCAACCAUGGGGACGACGCGUCUGUUCUGCACACCAUCCCCACCCCCUGUUGCACCUACAGAGGCGGGAGGUGUGGUCGAAGUGGACGGUGAGAGUGUUCUGCCCGAGCUUCUCUUUACCGAGAACGACACAAACUUCGAACGGCUAUGGAACGGCAAAAACGCAAGCCCGUACGUGAAGGACGCGUUCCACGACCAUAUCAUCCCCUCACAUCGUCCGAAGAAAGACCGUCAGACGAAGAAAGAAAAGGAGCUUUUCGAGGAGCCAGAUCAGGAUACGCAUAAGAAGACGACAGGACCGGAAGCACCACCACGGACGGAACCGAAACACUAUGUCAACCCCGCACAGAAGGGCACCAAAUCCGCUGCGCACUACGUCUUCCGAGACGUACCCCCACGUGGAGGGUGCGCUGUCGUGCGUCUGAAGCUAACAUCGCGCAAUCCUGAUGAAGAUCAAGCUAUUUGGGAUGAAGAGAUAUUCGACGACAUCGUUGAAGAGAGGCGAGAGGAGGCGGAUGAGUUCUAUAACCAACUCGCGGGCUCGGUUUCCGAUGAUUUCAAGAAUGUCAUGCGGCAGGCGCUUGCAGGCAUGCUUUGGUCAAAACAAUUCUACCAAUUCAUUCAAGAUCAAUGGAUCAAGGGGGAUCCGGGCCAACCUCCGCCCCCACCAGAGAGGAAGUGGAUUCGCAAUCAGCACUGGAAGCACCUUUAUAUUGCAGACAUUUUGUCUAUGCCCGACAAGUGGGAAUACCCAUUUUUCGCUGCCUGGGACAGUGCCUUCCACUGCAUCCCACUUGCAAUGGUUGACCCCGCGUUUGCCAAAAAACAGCUCGAUCUGCUUGUGCGCGAGUGGUACAUGAAGCCUGAUGGGCAAAUCCCGGCAUACGAGUGGAACUUCUCUGAUGUCAAUCCUCCUGUUCACGCUUGGGCAACAUUCAGGGUGUUCAAGAUCGAGCGGAAGAUGAAAGGUGGUCAUGGGGACCUCAAGUUCUUGGAGCGGGUUUUCCAGAAGUUACUGAUCAACUUCACUUGGUGGGUCAACCGCAAGGACCAAGACGGCCAGAAUGUCUUCGAAGGAGGUUUCCUGGGUUUGGAUAAUAUCGGUGCGUUUAACCGUUCUGAACCACUCCCUACUGGUGGCGACCUUCGUCAAGCCGACGGCACUGCCUGGAUGGCAUUCUACUCUCUUGUCAUGCUCUCCAUCGCACUCGAGCUCGCUAAGCAUAACGACACAUACGAGGAUAUCGCGUCGAAGUUCUUCGAGCACUUCAUCUUCAUCGCAGACGCAAUGACAUACCGCGGAGACGAAAAUGACGAAUUGAGCUUGUGGAACGAGCAGGACGGCAUGUACUACGACGCCAUCCAGUGGGGAGUUGGGAGUACACAGCAGCUCCCGAUUCGAAGCUUGGUCGGACUCAUUCCACUAUUUGCAACCCUCACGCUCGAGCCGAGCACAAUCGAUCGGUUCAAGGGAUUCAAGAAGCGCAUGGAGUGGUUCAUCGACAACAGGCCGGAGAUGUCACAGCGUAACAUGGCGAAUAUGCGAGCCCGUGGUCGUGGUGAACGCCGUCUUCUCGCUCUGGCCAGCGAGGACCGUCUCGUUCGAAUUUUGGAGAAGAUGCUUGACGAAAAGGAGUUUUUCAGCGAGUUCGGUAUUCGCUCGCUCAGUUUACACCAUAAGGAGCAUCCAUGGGGCAUGCAUGUAAAUGGCGAGUACUUCGGCGUCGAAUACUGGCCGGGCGACUCAAAGAGCGGCAUGUUCGGCGGCAACUCGAACUGGAGAGGUCCAAUCUGGCUGGCGACCAACUUCUUGCUGAUUGAGUCCCUGCAACGGUUCCACCAAUACUACGGCGAUGCGUUGCAGGUCGAAUGUCCUACAGGCAGUGGAGACUACAUGAACCUUGCCCGUGUUGCUGAGGAAGUCCAGCACCGGAUCAUCCACAUCUUUGCUCGAGAUCCUGAAGGUAGUCGAGCCACAAACGGAGGCGUUGCCAAGCUAGACAAAGACCCUCACUUUAGGGACUACGUCUGGUUCCAUGAAUUCUUCCAUGCCGAUGAUGGUAGAGGAUUGGGGGCAUCGCAUCAAACCGGGUGGACCGGUUUAGUGGCGUACCAUAUCGUCCAGAGUGGUUUGACUUGCCGUCUUCCGAAAACCCCGAGAACACCUCGGUCCAUUGCCCGCCAUUACUUUGACGAGCAUAUCGAACCCCACUCCGAAGUGGGCACUCCGGGGUAUUCGAUUACUAGCGCAUUUACAUCAGCCGACUAUAUGAGUCUUGCAGAUACAGAACCGGAGCCUGACGACCUGUGAUUUGCUUUACACCUAUCGGCCAGGGAUGAACCUUCGAAGGAUCCCUUCAGGAAGGUUGUUGAUGAGAAGCGACGAGGUGUAUGCGAUGACACAAUUUACAUGCGUAAUUAGCGAGCAC